This is a messenger RNA of Nannospalax galili (Upper Galilee mountains blind mole rat), 1630 nucleotides long. It is a transcript of the gene Lair1, whose product is annotated as leukocyte associated immunoglobulin like receptor 1. The transcript is spliced from 8 exons. The coding region runs from base 75 to 869 and encodes 264 amino acids. NCBI's taxonomy places the organism in Eukaryota, Metazoa, Chordata, Mammalia, Rodentia, Spalacidae. The record is from RefSeq and is a predicted model, not a curated record.
GUCUACACAUCCUGUUCCUUGUGUCUACGGCAGGGCUUCAGCUCCAGACCUGUCCAGGCUGCUGGCUCUGAGCAAUGUUGCUUCAUCCUACCACCCUGCUGGUCCUCGUGCUGUGCUUGGGACGGACGGUCCACACGGAGGAAGCACACAGGCUGAAACCCUCCAUCUUGGCUGAGCCAGGCCUCACGAUCCCCCUGGGGAAGUCUGUGACCUUUGUGUGCAAGAGCCCUUCGGCAUUUGAGCUAUUCCGUCUGGAGAAGGGAAAUGAUGAAAUCAAGAAUAAGGCAAACAAUCAGUCUUCUGAAAGAGAGGCCCGGUUCCUGCUUGAGGCAGUCAGCAAAGAUGCUGCUGGACAUUAUCACUGCAUCUAUUACACAGGGACCUCCUGGUCUGAACGCAGUGAGACCGUGGAGCUGAAGGUGACCAGUGAAGACGUUACCCAGGCCCCUGCCCCAGGCUCAGGAGGGACUUCAGAGGCAUCUGGACCGAAGACAGCUCACAUUUAUAUUCCCAUUGGGCUCUCUGUAGUUGUCAUCCUUUGCCUCUUCUUGCUCCUCUUCUGCCUCUACAGGCACCAUCAGAAAAAGCAGGAGCUCCUAAGCAGCAAGGACCAACCACAGAGGCCUCAGGAGAGGCCUAGCCCAGCUGUUAAUGGUAUGGAGAGGACACCAGACGUAACCAAAGCCGACAGACUUCCUGAGGACAGAGGGACAGAAGCUUUGACCCCAGCUGUAGGGAGCCCUCAGGAGGUGACAUAUGCUCAGUUGGACCAUGGAGCCCUCACACAACGGGAAGUUAGAGCUGUGUCCCUACAGUGUACAGAGACCAUGUCCGAGUCCAGCGCCUAUGCAACCAUCAUCAUACACUGAGCCUGGCAUACCUGGCCCUCUACCUGAAGGCACAUGAGAUCACUCUGGGAAAAGCCUGAAGAAGCCAUUUGAGGUUUCCUCUUGGAAUCAUCUAGGCAUGAAAAACCAGUAAAUCAACUCUGCUGGAGACAAGGACUGGAGCCUGGACAUUUCUAUUCCACAUCUAGGAGAUGUGCUGAACAGGUGGUACCUUGCUGAGUGACCAGUCCUUGGAGAAGCUGUUACAGUGGCUGCCAGAGACCCAAGUACAGCCUCCUAGCUGUUUUCAGAAACAAGAUACAGCCCCUAGAUGCACCCACAGAUCCAGUAACAACCUCCUAGCUGAUUACAGAGACCCAGUUACAGCUCUUCCCUUGACUGAUUCCGGAGGCCUAACUGUAGUUUCCCAGGCUGUUUCCGGUGACUCACAGUCCCCCCCAACCCCGGUUGUUUCUACAGACACAUCCACAGUCGCCCAGAUUAUUUCAUGAAUAAUACUCAGUUGUCCAGCAGUCCCUAGACCUUACUUGUGUGACAAAACCAGUGGAUCCUGAAGAUGUCCCCAGACUCCCCCGCUGUCUCUGUGCCUGGCUGUGGUCACACAGCUGAGUGUGGAGCCCCUUCUCCAGGUUGGGCCUCAUGUGAUACAUCAUGGAUAUUUUUGGAGAGCAUCUACAGCCCUGUGUGGGUUCCUGGACACACAGACUCUGGGGACCCGGACUUCAGCUGCUCAGAAAUGAGUGGGGGAAAUGAGGGGUAUAAAGGAGUGCUGAUGCUUCCCA